AUGCGAGGGUUAUUAGCCUUAAAAAGGCAUCUUUACAUUUUUGCAAACCAAUCAUUUUCUAACCCCAAAAGAUUUUACAGCCUAAAGUUAAAUCUUAAGGAUGUCAUCACUGUAACUAAUGCUCUCAAUUUAGCUGAAACCACCCUAGGAUCACAUAAUCUUGGAACCCAGAUUCAUGGUUAUAUAGUUAAAGUUGGUUUAUCGAAUGAUAUAUACACUCCUAACAAUUUGAUGAAAAUGUAUAUAAAUUGUGGGGUUUUCAACAAUGCGCUCAAACUGUUUGAUGAAAUGCCUGACAGAAAUCUUGUUUCUUGGACUUUGAUUAUUUCCGGAGCGAAUAGAAAUGGUGAGUAUGGGACGGGUAUGGAGGCGUUUAUUGGUAUGAUGCGGACUGGGUAUUUACGGCCUAAUGAGUUUGCUUUAGGUAGUGUCAUGAAAGCAUGUGUUAGUAAGGGAGCUUUUGAGUUUGGUAUAUGUGUGCAUUGUUUUUCUGUUAAGAUUGGGAUGGAAAGUAAUGUGUUUGUGGGUAGUGCGAUUUUGAACAUGUACGCUAGAUAUGGAGAUAUUGAAGCGGCUGAACGAUUGUUUGAGAGAUUAAAUGGUUGUGAUGUUGGUUGUUGGAAUGCUAUGGUUGGAGCCUAUGCACAACGCGAAUAUGGUGUAGAAGCUAUUGUUGCGGUAUCAUCUAUGCACUCUAAAGGUGUACUAAUGGAUGAGUUCACUUACAUUCACACGCUUAAUGCAUGUUCAGUUACAAGUGAUUUUGAUUUUGGAAGCCAGAUACAAGGGCUAAUCGUCCGAAAUGGUUUUGAGUCGACGGUUACUAUAAUGAAUUCCUUGUUAGAUAUGUACUUCAAAAUAGGUGCUAAUGAUUAUGCUUGGAGGCAUUUCCAGACAAUGGGAUGUAAAGAUGUUGCAUCUUGGAACACCAUAUUAUCAGUCUCCUCAAGUGUAGAACAAGUUGUAACUUUAUUUACUAAUCUUAUGGUCUCGGGUCUAAGACCCAAUCACAUAACAUUCUCAAUCUUGUUUCGCUUGUUUGGGGACGUUCUUGAGGUUAACCUAGGUCAACAGUUGUACGGUCUUGCAUUUCGUCUUGGUUUACAUACUGACCCACAUGUGUCUAACUGUCUUAUUAGCAUGUUUUGUAGAUGUGAGGUAAAAGAACUUGCGUACUCGGUUUUUGAUUCCAUUCCUUCAAGAAACAUACAAAAUUGGAAUGAGAUGAUUCAUGGGUAUAACUUGAGCUCUGAUAUUAGAGCCCUAAAGCUUUUCACCAACUUGUGGGGUUCGACCAUUCAACCAGACGAAUGCACCUUUUCUUGUACCGUGGAAGCAUGUUUCAAGACUGAAAAUUUACAAGUAGGCAGACAAGUCCAUGGGAUUAUAGUGAAAUCUGGGUUCGCUUCAAAUGGAUACAUAUGCAGCUCAUUAGUGUAUGGUUAUGCUAAAUUUGGUUUCUUGGAUGAUUCGUAUGAGUUUUUUGACGAUAAAAUGGAUAUAGUCUGUUGGGGUGCUCUGAUUUCUGCUUUGGUGGAUCAAGGAAACACAUAUGCAGCCAUCAGGUAUUUUGGUUAUCUAAAAGAAGAUGGGCAAAGCGCCGACAAUUUCAUUUUGGGUAGCAUUUUGAAUGCGUGUGCUAGCAUUGCAUCUCUUAAUCUAACAAAAUAUGUGCACACGCACGUUUUCAAACUAGGGUUUGAUACAGAUGAAUUUGUCACUAGUGCAACCAUAGAUGCUUAUGGAAAAAGUGGGGAUAUCAAGAAUGCUACCCUUACUUUUAAUCAAGCAUACAGAUUCGCCGAUGUGACUCUCUUUAAUACAAUGAUAAUGGUAUAUGCCAACCAUGGUCAUGUUACAGAAGCCAUGGAAGUUUACAAGAUGAUGAAGUUAUCCAAUUUAAAGCCGAGCCAGUCAACAUUUGUGUCAGUUUUAUCAGCUUGUAGUCAUGCGGGCCUUGUUGAUCUUGGCCGCACAUUAUUCAGAUCAAUCACAUUAGAUUAUAAAAUGGAUCCGUCCCCAGAUAAUUAUGGUUGUUUGGUUGAUUUAUUAUCAAGAAACGGGUAUUUGCAAGAAGCCAAAGAUGUGAUUGAGGCGAUGCCUUUUCCAGCUUGGCCAGCCAUUUGGAGAUCGUUUCUGAACGGGUGUAGGAUACAUGGUGAGAAAGAUCUUGGCGAAAUGGGUGCGAAUAAGUUAUUUGGCAUGUUUCCGGAGAGCAAAGCAGCGGGUUAUGUAUUGUUGUCAAAGAUGUAUACUGAAGUUGGUAACUGGGAAGAUGGUUCAAAGGUGAGGAAGGAGAUGGUUGAUAAAGGUAUUAAGAAAGACUUGGGCUGUAGUUGGAUCAAUGCAUAG
Erigeron canadensis is the source of this 2352-nucleotide messenger RNA. RefSeq names its product pentatricopeptide repeat-containing protein At3g09040, mitochondrial-like. Gene Ontology annotation, biological process: RNA modification. The transcript has a single exon. The record is from RefSeq and is a predicted model, not a curated record. Bases 1 to 2352 code for a protein of 783 amino acids. Gene Ontology annotation, molecular function: RNA binding; protein binding. NCBI's taxonomy places the organism in Eukaryota, Viridiplantae, Streptophyta, Magnoliopsida, Asterales, Asteraceae.